AUACAUUCACCUCCCAACACCACCGCGCAUGCUGUCUACCUCCCUCCCUUCCAUCCGAUUCCGCUCUUCCAAUUGCCCAAUCUUUGGGGAUUGCUUCCCCGAGGACUAUAAAUUGGACAUGCAGGCUGUUUGACUGCUGACAGUUGACCUGGAUCCUGAUCCGUUGUCUGACAGAACCCUUGUCGGUGCUGACUCGUGACACCCACCGUCUGUGCUCUUAAUUAGGGUAAAUCCAUAACGUGUCUGCGAGACGAUUACACCAGAUAAACCAGACUCGACCCUCCGAUCUGAAUAGACCGGUCAAGUACGGACUAUAACUGGGGAAAAAAAAAGAGGGGGAAAAAGCAAAAAGAGACAGUUCAAAGGCCCGUGGGUUCCGGGACGGGCACCGAUAUGCUCGGGUCCGGGAACCCUCAGUGCUAGAAAAGACGGACGGACAGGACAAAUAGACCUGCGUGGGCGCUGGCUGCAAGAAAGGAUGGUGUCAGGACCAGCCAGUGGCUCUCGUGAAGAGCGGCAGGUUUUCCCCCACGAAGACGGCCACUCCUCACCGACGAGCACCGCGCCCCAUCGACAUUCUACAACUUCGCCAUUGAUCACCCGCCUUCAACUUCUUUCGACAAACAUACCCGAAUAUUAUGUCGCGCCUUUUAGUGGGGCUUGUGCGGGAGUGGCGUCAGGGAUCGUGACGUGCCCUUUAGAUGUGAUCAAGACCAAACUACAAGCCCAGGGAGGAUUUACGCGAAGAGGAGGCAAUGUUCCAGCAAAAGUACUGUAUCGUGGCAUGAUAGGCACUGGGAAGGUCAUAUGGCGGGAAGAAGGUAUCCGAGGACUUUACCAAGGCCUAACUCCUAUGCUACUAGGAUACCUACCCACCUGGGGCGUUUACUUGUCAGUCUAUGAUAGUUCCCGGGAAUUUUACUACGAUAAAACAGAAAGUUGGUGGCUAUCAAGAGGAUACGCUUCCGUCACGGCUGGCGCAUGCUCCACAAUCAUAACGAACCCAAUAUGGGUGGUAAAAACAAGACUUAUGACCCAGAGCCUCACAUCCAGCACGGAAGGGUUCAGGGCUCCGUGGCAGUACUCAGGUGCACUUGAUGCUGCUCGAAAAAUGUAUAAAAACGAAGGAAUUCUUUCAUUCUACUCUGGUCUCUCAGCGGCUCUGCUGGGGUUGACACAUGUGGCCAUUCAAUUCCCACUCUACGAGUACUUGAAACUGGCAUUCACGGGUUAUGGGAUCGGCGAGCACCCUGAGGAUGGCAAUUCACAUUGGGUCUCCAUUUCGCUUGCUACAUUCCUGAGCAAGAUCUGCGCGAGCACUAUAACGUAUCCGCACGAGGUCUUACGGACGAGGCUCCAAACGCAGCAGAGAAGGCUGCCAGUAAAUUCAUCCGAAGAACUCACUUUCCGUGGAGGCUUGGAACACCCUGGACCUCGUUCCGUGACAGCAGCAUCAUCGGAUGGCAUGCCCAACCGACCGUUAUACAAAGGCGUAUUCAAGACCUGUCAAACUAUUUUAAGGGAAGAAGGCUGGCAUGCCUUUUACAUUGGAAUUGGCACGAAUCUCUUCCGCGCUAUUCCAGCUGCCAUGACAACCAUGCUUACAUAUGAAUAUUUACGGAAGCUCAUCCAGAAUUUCCAACAUGAAGGAGAGAAGCAUAAGCUGCUGCUGCAAAAGGAGGGUUUUGAAGAUAUUCCAUGAGGGAAGACGGAGAUUAGUGAACAAGAUUUUGAGGAACCAUGAUAUAUGUCCUCUCGUUGACUUCAACGGUCAGCAACCUCCUUGCCUCUAUCUACGAUUUCCAUUCGAGGACCUCGAAAACCCAACAUCAAGAUCUUGACUACUCCUUACGACGCACUUAGAGGGACACGUUUUACCAAGGGCUCUUUUUAUUUUCUCAACAGGAUAGAUAGCGUUGCUUUGAUGGGCUUUUAUGUUUUGUUGAGUAAAGGCUUUGAGAUGCGCAAAGGGUAGUUUGCCAGGGCACCUGGUUUAUCACCUGUUAUCACAUACAGAUGUUUUGUUUUGCUUUGUUUUUUUUUUUUCUAUUUCUCUUCUUGCAGAAGAUUUCUAAGCCCCCUUUUACUGUGGGCAUUGCACCUUUGCAUUUCUUUUCGCCCGCUGCCUCUCGACGCAGAGCAUACAUAUGUUUUCUUCAGUUUCUUAUCUAUUCAUUGUGGACAUACAAAUAUGACCAAUACCGUGAACAGACC
Monascus purpureus is the source of this 2214-nucleotide messenger RNA. The record is from the annotation of a GenBank genome assembly. NCBI's taxonomy places the organism in Eukaryota, Fungi, Ascomycota, Eurotiomycetes, Eurotiales, Aspergillaceae.